GUAACAUCUGCGUUUCUAGGAGCUUCGCGCUGCGGGUGGCUUGAGAAUCUGGGGUUGCAGAGGUUCAUGCCAGGGUUAUAGUCUGGCAGAAAAUUUGAACUCAGAGAUGGCUCUGAGUAAAUCAAUGCAUGCAAGAAACAGAUACAAGGACAAACCACCCGACUUUGCCUAUCUAGCAUCCAAAUAUCCAGAUUUUAAGCAGCAUGUUCAGAUAAAUCUGAAUGGAAGAGUAAGUCUUAAUUUUAAAGAUCCUGAAGCAGUAAGAGCUCUGACUUGUACUCUCCUGCGAGAAGAUUUUGGACUUUCUAUUGAUAUUCCACUGGAAAGACUAAUUCCUACAGUUCCCUUGAGACUCAACUAUAUUCACUGGGUGGAAGAUCUGAUUGGUCAUCAAGACUCUGAUAAAAGUACUCUCCGGAGAGGCAUUGACAUAGGUACUGGGGCAUCUUGCAUCUAUCCUUUACUAGGAACAACUUUAAAUGGCUGGUAUUUUCUUGCAACGGAAGUAGAUGAUAUGUGCUUCAACUAUGCAAAGAAAAAUGUGGAACAGAACAAUUUAUCUGAUCUCAUAAAAGUGGUAAAAGUACCACAGAAAACACUCCUGAUGGAUGCUCUUAAAGAAGAAUCUGAAAUAAUCUAUGACUUUUGCAUGUGCAACCCUCCAUUUUUUGCCAAUCAGUUGGAAGCCAAGGGAGUAAACUCUAGAAAUCCUCGAAGACCUCCACCUAGUUCUGUAAAUACAGGAGGUAUCACAGAGAUCAUGGCUGAAGGAGGUGAAUUGGAGUUUGUUAAAAGGAUCAUCCAUGAUAGUUUACAGCUUAAAAAAAGAUUAAGGUGGUACAGCUGUAUGCUGGGGAAAAAAUGUAGCCUGGCUCCUCUAAAAGAAGAACUUCGUAUACAAGGGGUUCCUAAAGUCACCUUCACUGAAUUCUGUCAAGGUCGGACAAUGAGAUGGGCUUUAGCUUGGAGUUUUUAUGAUGAUGUAACAGUACCGUCACCACCAAGUAAGCGAAGAAAAUUAGAGAAGCCAAGGAAACCCAUCACCUUUGUGGUGUUGGAGUCUGUGAUGAAAGAAUUGUCUCUCAAGUCCUCAUCUUUGGGCUCCGAGACAGAGGAAGGCAUAGUAGUUGUGACAACAUGGAUCGAAAAAAUUCUCACCGACCUCAAGGUCCAACACAAAAGAGUUCCCUGUGGGAAGGAGGAAGUGAGCCUUUUCCUAACAGCCAUAGAAAACUCCUGGAUUCACUUAAGAAGAAAGAAAAGAGAACGAGUGAGACAGCUGAGAGAAGUUCCUCGAGCUCCGGAAGAUGUCAUCCAAGCCUUGGAAGAGAAAAAGUCUAACCCCAAGGAGUCUGGCAGUAACCCAGAUCUGGCAAAGGGCACCCUGGAGAAUGCCCUGCAUGGGCCUGCUCUGCCAGAAGGCCCGCCCGCUGCUGUUGAGUGCCAGGACCCACACCAGGAUUUACUUCCCCAGGAGGAAAACCCAGAGCCCAUGGAGGAUGAAAGGAGUGAGGAAAAGGGAGGGAUGGAGGUUUGGGAAAGCUAUAAAGGCUCUAGCAAUGAUGCCCAGGACCAAAAGGCUUCUGAGCAGUUCAGCAACCCUGUGUCUGAAAAAGGAAAUCAUCUCCAAGGAAUGGCUGGACAUUACCUGUUUAAGUGUUUGAUAAAUGUUAAGAAGGAGGUGAAUGAUGCAUUAGUUGAAAUGCAUUGGGUUGAGGGUCAGAAUAGGGAUUUGAUGAACCAGCUUUGUACCUAUAUACGCAACCAAAUUUUCAGGGUGGUUGCUAGUUAACUCCAAGCAUCUUGUCCUGUUGGAACUAUGAUUUUCUAUAAAGCAGCUUGCUUUGGAAUGACCUGAGAAAUGCUGCCAUUGCCCCGCUAGUACCAUUAUGUAGAGUUAUCUUUAAAAACAGAUACAGGGGUACCAGAGAAAACGAGAGUACAGGGGGUAGGUAUGUGGUGGACCCCAGUUCAAUCCCCAGCACCAAUAAUCUAAACACUGCUAGGAGUGGCCCAAACUCCUACCAAAAACAAUUUCAAAAGCAGAUAUAAAUCAAUCCACUUUAAAUACAACCCAUGUCUCCCCCAA
Messenger RNA from Suncus etruscus (white-toothed pygmy shrew), 2089 nucleotides. RefSeq names its product methyltransferase 16, N6-methyladenosine (gene METTL16). Gene Ontology annotation, molecular function: 23S rRNA (adenine(1618)-N(6))-methyltransferase activity. Gene Ontology annotation, cellular component: nucleus. The record is from RefSeq and is a predicted model, not a curated record. The transcript is spliced from 10 exons. Lineage: Eukaryota; Metazoa; Chordata; Mammalia; Eulipotyphla; Soricidae. Bases 107 to 1792 code for a protein of 561 amino acids. Gene Ontology annotation, biological process: rRNA base methylation.